Dentiscutata erythropus is the source of this 456-nucleotide messenger RNA. The record is from the annotation of a GenBank genome assembly. NCBI's taxonomy places the organism in Eukaryota, Fungi, Glomeromycota, Glomeromycetes, Diversisporales, Gigasporaceae.
AUGACAACUAAGGCAGAAGAUGUCCUCGAAUCUGUAUUGGACGUCAAACCAGAAUUAGACGAAUUCAUGGGAGGAGUAGUCAAUGUUAUAAAUGCAUUAUCACCAACCAUACCAAUGCUCAGCAUUAUCGCUACUCUUAUUAAUGAAAUAUUUACAAUCAAUGAGAAAGCCCAAUUCAACAAAAAAAUUUCCGAAUCUAUAAUUAAUCGCAUUGCUUCUGUCGAUCCAACCAUAAAAUUCUUAAUAUCACGGGCUAAAUGUGAUGAAAAUUUUCGAGAUUUACGACAGCAAAGAUCAUUUAUUAGAUUUCAAGAUUCUUUAAGGAAGAUUAAAGUAUUUGCAGAAGAAUACGAAGCUUGUAUGAGGGAUUUAAGUUUCACAAUGACUAUUGUUUUUGAUGAACAACGAAGAAUUGAUAAUGAUAGUUCAAAUGACAUUCUUGCUGAAAUGGUUAAG